This is a messenger RNA of Cynara cardunculus var. scolymus (artichoke), 2509 nucleotides long. Its product is annotated as RNA-binding KH domain-containing protein RCF3. NCBI's taxonomy places the organism in Eukaryota, Viridiplantae, Streptophyta, Magnoliopsida, Asterales, Asteraceae. Bases 86 to 2137 code for a protein of 683 amino acids. The transcript is spliced from 9 exons. Gene Ontology annotation, molecular function: mRNA binding. Gene Ontology annotation, biological process: regulation of gene expression. The record is from RefSeq and is a predicted model, not a curated record. Gene Ontology annotation, cellular component: cytoplasm; nucleus.
CUCAACCCUUUACCUCCCAUUUCAAGGAGGUCACCCACGAAUGCCCUAAAUAAUAAUUUCAUUUUUGUUUCUUCAUCGUAAAAGAAUGAUGGAUAGAUCAAGAUCUAAGAGGUACUAUUACGAUCAGGACUAUGACCAUAUGGAGACUUUACCUAGAACAAAACAGCGCUACAAUAACAACAAUAACUACAGCGGCGGCCACCAUUACGGUCCUAAUAACCAUCACCAGCGACGGAACAUUGGUGGUGGUGGCGGUGGCGGCGGUGGUGGUGGUGGAGGCGGCGGCCGGAGACCACAAGAUCCUUCUUCUCUUAUGGUUACUACGAGUUACCGGAUCUUGUGUCAUGAUGCUAAAGCUGGAAGUGUGAUUGGGAAGUCAGGUAGCAUAAUUAAGGCCAUUAGGCAACAUACUGGCGCUUGGAUAAACGUCCAUGAGUUGAUGCCUGGCGAUGAGGAGAGAAUCAUUGAGAUCUCUGAUACACGGAGGAGGGAUCCUGAUGGGAGAAUGCCUUCAUUUUCCCCUGCUCAGGAAGCUUUACUUUUGAUUCAUGAGAGGAUUUUGGAGAGUGAUGGAGGUGGGUAUAGUUUGGGGUAUGGAGGAGGUGAUGAAGAUGAAGAUAUUUAUGGGCCGAGAGGGGGUCUGGGUGCCAACAGGUUGGUGACGAGGCUGGUGGUCUCUAGGAUGCAUGUUGGUUGUUUACUUGGGAAAGGAGGGAAGAUUAUUGAGCAAAUGAGGAUGGAAACCAAAACCCAUAUUAGGGUUCUACCUAGAGAUCACACCAUACCACGCUGCGUCGAAAUGUCAGAGGAAAUUGUUCAGGUUGUGGGUGAGAUGACCUCUGUGAAGAAUGCAAUAGAAAUUAUUUCUUCACGAUUAAGGGAGAGUCAGCAUCGGGAUCGUAGUCAUUUUCAUGGCCGGCUACAAUCACCUGAACGGUUCUUUCCUCCUGAAGAGGAUUUUAUACAUCAUCCAAAUAACAUUGCUCGUCGACCAUCAAUGGAUGGACCUAACUAUGGAUCACGGAUACCUGGUGGUUUAAACAAUGCCAGAAGCUUUAAUCAUGCCUCACGUCCAUCCAGCUACAUUAAUGAUGCUGGAGCUAGUCCUGUGUCUGAUAAUGCUCAGCCCCCUUUUGCAGAAGAUCUUGUAUUUCGAAUACUGUGUCCCAAAAACAAGGUUGAUACAGUUAUUGGGCAAUCUGAUGGAUUUAUGGAAUUGCUCCGGGAUGAAAUUGGUGUAGAAGUCAAGGUUGCUGAUCUUGUGAUUGGGUCAGAUGAACAAAUAAUCAUCAUCUCAUCAGAGGAGAGCCCCGAUGAUGAGCUCUUCCCUGCUCAAGAAGCUCUUUUGCAUAUUCAGACCCGGAUAUUGGAUCUUGUUCCUGAAAAAGAAAAUAUUAUCACUACUCGUCUUCUACUCUCUGCUGGUGAAAUUGGAUGUUUAGACGGAAGAGAUGGAUUCUUAUCUGAAACAAAGAAAAUGACUGGUGCAGAUAUUCAGAUUCUACCAAGAGAAAAUCUCCCACAAUUUGUAUCAGUUAAUGAAGAACUUGUACAGAUUGUUGGAGAGAUCAAGGCUGCGAGAGAAGCUCUUGUGGUGGUGACAUUGAGACUACGGAGUUAUCUAUUCCAAGGGUUCUUUCAAAAGGAUGCCCAACCCCCUCCCUUUCAUGCACCAAGCCCUGUGGGGAGUGCUUUGAACUUGGAAGCAGCUUCCAGCAAUAAUACAACUCCUCGGGAAACUUAUGCUGGGAAUGAUGCUACUGUUGCAUCGCAAACCACAGCAGCACCAGUUCCGGCAAAGAUUACUGGGGGAUCCAACAGUGAAGCUGUAAAUCAAAAUGAAAGUGGGACUCGUGAGGAUGCACCAAGUGCAGUGAACAGGGUUGCUGUGCCACUGGUCACAAGGAGUAUACUGGAAGUUGUCAUACCAGAUUAUGCAGUCCCUAAGCUCAUAACAAAGUCGAGAAAUAAGCUUGCUCAGAUUAGCGAACUAUCGGGAGCAAAUGUUAAACUGCUUGAUACAAGCACAGAAGCAGUAGAGCAUAUCAUCCAAAUAUCUGGUACCCCUGAGCAAGCUGAAAGAGCCCAGAGCUUGCUUCAAGGCUUUAUUUUGAGCACCCAAGAAGAUGGGCCUUAAGAGUCGAAUCCAACAAGAACCAGAAGGGAUCACAUGAAGCAGUACAACGAAGGAACGAGCGAAGUCUGAUUAAGAGAACUGCUACUGCUUGUAUGGAUGCAACUUGUAAACUUGUUCAUUGUGUAUAUAAGAGAAUACUCAGCUCGCCGACUCCAACCACUUUGCACGUUCAUUUGGCAGUCAAGAGGGAUGUUAAAGAUUCUUUUUUAGAUCAUAUGAGUAGUAUUGUCUUCACGGAAACGACUACUUUACUUUGUAAAGGUUAAGUGUGUGUACAUCCCAUCCACCAUCUGGACCUUACUUUUAGGUGGGGUAUAUUGGGUUUGUUUGGUGUCCUUUAGGUGCUAUCUUAUUUGAAAUAUGAAGUUGACA